AAAUAUAUGUGGACAAUUUCUUCACUUCUGUAAAUUUCACUUUUUCUAAAAAAAAUAAUCUCCUAAUUAUUUUUACUUUAUAAACGUAUUUUGAUGCAUGCGGAAAUUGUUAGAAUGCUAUUUUCAGUUUCUUUCGGAUAAGUUCGAUUUGGUUAUACUUGUUGGCGACAAUGUUCGGGGCCAAAAUUUCCUUCCCCCCUCCCCCUCAUCACUUCUUAUCGCAACCCCCUCCCUCUUUAUUAGAAUCGGCUCCGUUUAUGUAUUUUACAUGUCAGUGCACAAAGAAAAGAAUAUGAAAACAAACAUUAAGAAAUCUAAACGAAUAUUUACUGAAUAACUUUCUCGUGCGUUGAAAACACUUUAAAUUAAAAAAGAAAGAAAAAAAGUUAUAUGAAAACAUACACGUGUGAUACAUUAUAGAAAAUUGAAGAAUAUAAAGAAGAAUCUCCACUUCAAGAAUCAAGAGAGUGCUAUGAAUAUUAGACUCAAACUGAGUAUUAUUUGUAUUUUAUGUUCUUUUUUUUUCUAAUAUUGAUCAUUAGUUGAAUUUAAAAUGCUACAUUCAAAAAAUCGAAUUUAAAUGAAUGUAGCAUUAAUAAGAAUGUCUUCUUUGUAAGUUGUAAUAAAAAUAUUAAAAUGGAAGAUUCUACAAAAUCUGAGGAUACUGAAUUUGGCAAUGCAGCUCCUGCAUGUCCUCAAGUAAAUCAAACUUAUUCAGAUACAAAAUUCUUAGUAGAUAAUAAAAAUACACAGAUUCGCAUUGUCCGAGGUAAUAAAAAGCUUAAGAUUGAUAAUAGUGAUAUUAACAAUAUUGAGAAAAAAGAUGUAAAAGAUGACGAAGCAACAGAGGCUAAAGUAAGGUCCCUUAAACGUUCAUGCGAACUAUGGUCUAUGGAGGAUAAAAACACUUUUUUUAAAGCACUCAAUGAAUAUGGCAAAGAUUUUGAUGCUCUACAAAGCUACUUUUUAAAUCAAGGCAAAAAGCGUGGUCUCUCAGAUACCAUGAUAAAGAAUAAGGAGCAAAUUCGACAUUUUUAUUACAGAACAUGGUUAAAAAUAUCAAAGCAUCUUAAGUUCUCAGAAGAUGUUAAGAAGACUUCUCAAGAAUUAUAUGGAUUGAUAAAUUAUGGUGAAUUAAGGAGGAAAUUACCUCGUAUUCAUGAGAAGAUUCACUUAAGACUGAAUGAAUUGAUAUAUUGGGGUUCCACUCAAGUCAGACUUAGAGGGAAAACUAUGAGAAUUAAAACACCUAUAUGCAGAGCACUUAGAAAAUUAAACCAGUUAGAAGAUUGGCAGGAAGAGAUUAAAUUACCAUCUAGAAUAACGAUCGAAUUGCGACCGCGUAAUAACAUGGCAUGGUGGCAAGUACAAGCAGCAUCGAUGAAUCCAAGAGUACGCACACUACUUCCGAUACAAAGACGCCUUUCAAGUUUAUUGAUAUUUUUGCAGCAACGAUGGCGACUUGCCAAAUAUACUACAUGUUCCACUAUAGAAAAUCUCGUUGCUAAUGAUGUUAAAGAUAUUCGUUUAUUACGAAUUGCUCCAUUAGAAGGAUGUAAAAUUGCUUUACCAAUGGUCAAUCUUGGAGAGUAUCUCACUAGUAAUAGUGUCAGUUUUAAUUCAUAUGAAAAACGUCUCGGUCUCAAGAGCUCGAGAGUAGAUUUGUUAGGGUCUGUUCAAUAUUUAAAAGGAGUAGGAAAAAAGGGAAUUAAACGAUAUAAAUCGGAUAAAAAACUCUUAAAUCGCACUGAUGAAAAUUGUACACUGCCAGAUAACAGUAGCGAUAUGGACCUAUUAGAAACAGGAAGCAGUAUAGCUGAAAAACCAACAAUUAUAAACAAUACAGAAAAACCAUCGGCAGAAUCUCAUUCAGAAUCUAACAAAUUUCCUGGUAGGGAAACUAUCGAAAGAAUUAGAAAAGGUUGGAAUAUUGAAGAAGCAAAUACAAUCACUGUGGGUGAUCUCUUCUUAAUGUUUGGUCGUGAAUCAAAAGUCACUCUGGAAUAUUGGUGGGAUUGGCUACCUAAUGAGCAAUAUACAACUGAUUCAUCGAGUAUCAUACGUGAUGAUAGUUUAUGUUCAGUUUUGCAAAAAUUAUUAUCACUGGCGAAACAUAAUUAUGGUACAAACAAAGUGUAUGAUAAUACAACAGGAAGUAAUGAAACAGUGAUCUCGUCUCGAGUACCGUCUAUUAAGGAAUCUACAUUUAGACGACCUCUUAUCCCGCAAACGUAUAAUAAGAUUGGCACAGCUGAUGCAUUUAAAACGCAACUUGAUAAAUUUAAGACACGCUUUAGUAAACGUGGUAGAACAGUAAGACAAAAGAGUCUUGUUAUACAAAGGGUACUACCCAUUGUAUCUGCGCCAAAUAUGCCAUCAGAAAGUUUAACAACUGAUGCAAGUAAAAUCGGUGGAUCUUCUUUGUGUCAAACUCAAACCGAUAAAAUAGUAGCGGUAAAUGCAACCGAAGCUCAAGAUAAAAGCUUUUUAGAUACUCUAGAAGCCACUACAGAUGCGAAGAAUUCCAAUUCAAUUAUUACUAGCGCAACUCAAAUUCUUAAAGAGGGUGAACAUCAAUGGUUAAAUAGUGAGGUUGCAGAUUUUUCAUUGAGCAGCUUUUUAGGACAACUUGAAUCGCCUAUGAAAGGAUCACAAAGAAGUCAAGCAGGUGAACAGAUCAUGGAAGACAUUCGUCCUUCCUCUGAUGUUGUAUCACAUAUGCAAUGUCUUAUGGGAGAAAAUAGUGUAGACUACAUGGCAAAGUUUGCAAACUUGGCUUCACAGAUAGCUUCUGAUGAAAAUAAGAAAUAGAUAAUUUAAGAGAAUUUUCUACAUUAGAGUAAAUAUUCCGUUCUUGUUUUUUGUAUGAUUCCAAUACUAUAAAGUAAGAGUGUAUUUAUUUGGUUUUUGCACAGAUAUAAUACUGGGAUAUGAUACUACUGGUGAUUACAAUCUUAAAACCAAACUACCAAACUAUUAUAUAGCAUAUUAGUAUGUUGUAAAUAGCUAUUUGUAAGUUUUCUACAGUAUUGUAAAUAUAUAAGACAAUAGGUAAAUGAUAAUAUAGCGACCGCUAUUUCGCUGUUAUUAUAUCAUGUUAGUUCCUUUUUCUUAGAAGAAACCGCCGAUUCUGGUGAUAAGAAUUAUCAAUAGAAAUUGUGACACAAUAGUGAGCUAUUCUAGAUAUCUAUUAUAUAGCAAUUCGUUUGUAUUAAUUAUGUAUUCGUAUGUAUUAAUUAAUAUUCCUUGAUUUCAAUUAUAAUUGUGUGAAAACAAUUAUGAUAACGUGAUGAAUAUAAAACGAAAUAAUGACUGAUAAUGAAUCAUCAAAGUGUAACAUGUACUAAAUAUUAUGCAAUUCGGUAAUAACGAUUAUGCGUAUCUUAUUUUAUUAUUGUUUAUAUAAAAAUAUUUUUGUACACUUUUCUUAUUUCUAUAUUUGCAUUAUUCAACGAGCACUGAUAAUGAGCUAAAUAUCUCGUCACAAGGAUGUCCACGUUCUUAGAAGCGAAGCCCCAGGCCUUUCCCCUGGCGAGUUAUGAAAUAUACUUUAAAAUGAUUCAUAAUGCUUACGUCUGCGCGUGACCACCAACAUCUAUUUAGAAUUCGUACCAGCUACAGACGUAAUUAUCCAUCAUAGACAUGAUUCCCUCUCUCCUCUUCUGUU
This is a messenger RNA of Camponotus floridanus (Florida carpenter ant), 3667 nucleotides long. RefSeq names its product protein cramped (gene crm). Gene Ontology annotation, cellular component: nucleus. The record is from RefSeq and is a predicted model, not a curated record. The transcript is spliced from 10 exons. The coding region runs from base 637 to 2811 and encodes 724 amino acids. Gene Ontology annotation, molecular function: chromatin binding. Lineage: Eukaryota; Metazoa; Arthropoda; Insecta; Hymenoptera; Formicidae. Gene Ontology annotation, biological process: pattern specification process.